Messenger RNA from Ananas comosus (pineapple), 1103 nucleotides. RefSeq lists its product as uncharacterized. The coding region runs from base 193 to 930 and encodes 245 amino acids. Lineage: Eukaryota; Viridiplantae; Streptophyta; Magnoliopsida; Poales; Bromeliaceae. The record is from RefSeq and is a predicted model, not a curated record. The transcript is spliced from 5 exons.
CCGCCACAACUCUCCCUCGACCUUCUCCUCGCGACAAACCCCUUGGCCACGUGGCCACGUCCGCCCCCGUUCUUCUUUUCAGCCGUGAAAAAAAAAAGAAAAGAAAAAAGAGAAAAAAAAAACCCGUUAAUUUACACCGUCGCACGAGCCCUUCGUCCCCAUUUCUCCUCCUCCUGUUCUUCGAUUCCAGGCAUGGCGGAAUCCUCUGCCCUAUGCUUCGCAUUCCGCUCGAUUUCCCCCUCCAAACCCUCAUUCCCCUCUUCUUCUUCUUCGUCCUCCUCGUCCUCGUCGCCUCCGAGCGACUUGGUUCUCCGCCUUCGCCGAUGCUCGCCUCGCCCUUUGCGAGCUCGAUCGAAGAGCGCCGACGAUUGUGGCUUCUUCGGCGACGAUCCCUAUGGCCCCUACCCAUGGGAAUCCUCUUCCGCAUCCGAUGAAUCGACCAUUCAGUGGGUGCCUGGAGAUAAAAUUACGCUUUUUACUACUGAAGGACUCAUUCAGCUAGGAGGCUCUCUUGUUCCUCGUAGAUUUCCUGUUGGUGAUAAGAGACAAUCGAAAGGAAAAACAUCACAGAGGUAUCAGCGGUUUCAAGAGAGUGAUUACAUGGAUCCAAAUCAACGCCUCUGCCUUGGUGCGCUCUUUGAUAUAGCAGCAACAAAUGGACUUGAUAUGGGUCGGAGAUUAUGCAUCUAUGGGUUUUGCCGCUCCAUUGAAAUGCUAAGUGAUGUCGUUGAAGAUACUGUGCUGGAGCAUGGUGGUGAGGUAGUUGCAGCGGAGAAGGCCAGCAGCGGAGGGUUUCACGAGAAGCUGACGAUGACGGUUGCAGUGCCGCUGCUUUGGGGCGUUCCUCCUGCAUCCGAGAGUCUCCGUUUUGCGGUCCGCAGUGGAGGCGGCAUUGUCGAGAAGGUCUAUUGGCAGUGGGAUUUCGUAUAAGAUGUACACUCUAACCCAUAUGUUUGUUCAUGCCUUGUGUAUAGAAAUAUGUUGUUCUAAUUCACUGAUCUGCAGUAUAAUCCCCCAUUGUAUCUGCAUCACUUGCAUGUACAGAACUCGAAAUUCUUUGUUAUGUAACUCCUUGGAUGAAUUAUUUCAUUCUAAUUUACCAA